GCCACUGAUGGCCACAGGUCCACCAUCAAUCGCGGGCAGAGAUCAGCAGCGUAGAAUCAGCACAACACACACAGCGCAGCACACACACACACACACGCACACUCUCUUUCGCAGCAACGCAGCCUCCGAUCAGCCCGGGCGCAGGAAGGAAGAGAGCGGGGAGGCUUGGCUUCCCAGGCUGCCGUCAGCGCAGCACACCAGACUGGGCCCCCGCCUACCUUGGGCGGAUACCCGAGUCGAGGUGAGAAAAUACUAUAAGACCCGACCACAGAUGCGCUCCUCAGCCACUCUCCCCUCUUCACACACCACUACCACUCCCACCUCUCUCAACACUACUUGCUUCGGCACCACCAAACCCCACCCCCACCAACAACUUAUACAACAAUGACUGGACGAGGAAAAGGCGGCAAGGGUCUCGGCAAGGGUGGAGCUAAGCGCCACAGGAAGAUCCUUCGUGACAACAUCCAGGGUAUCACCAAGCCCGCUAUCCGCCGUCUCGCACGACGAGGUGGUGUCAAGCGUAUCUCUGGUCUGAUCUACGACGAGACCCGUGGUGUCCUCAAGCUCUUCCUUGAGUCGGUCAUCCGCGACUCGGUCACCUACACUGAGCACGCCAAGAGGAAGACUGUCACCUCCCUCGACGUCGUCUACGCUCUCAAGAGGCAGGGACGAACCCUUUACGGUUUCGGCGCCUAAACGGCUCCCGACUCCUAUCUGGGCCUUUCUCACUCUCCUCCUUCGCUUUUUUACCAUGCCUCACCGCACCACAUACUUUCCUAUCCUUGUAUUUUAGUUGAUACGGCCAUUCCACCUCGUCGCCAAUCUACACUGCUCGAUUGCUGCGCCCAUACCCAUACGUUACUGUUUGAGUCCGAUCGUCUGAUAGGCGUGAUCGAGAGGGGAGCACAUUGUACAAGCCCGCGUGCCUC
Messenger RNA from Microstroma glucosiphilum, 929 nucleotides. RefSeq names its product histone-fold-containing protein. The record is from RefSeq and is a predicted model, not a curated record. Gene Ontology annotation, biological process: nucleosome assembly. Bases 385 to 696 code for a protein of 103 amino acids. The transcript is spliced from 3 exons. Lineage: Eukaryota; Fungi; Basidiomycota; Exobasidiomycetes; Microstromatales; Microstromataceae. Gene Ontology annotation, molecular function: structural constituent of chromatin; DNA binding; protein heterodimerization activity. Gene Ontology annotation, cellular component: nucleosome.